CUGGCGGGCUUUUCCAUGAGGAAACCAGUGCACGCAGUAGAAUUUCCAUGUGGAUUCUGCCUCCAAUUUUGCUUGAAAACCUUGUGGAAUCAAAGGCCCAUUGAUGUCAACAGAAGCCGGCCAAAAUGCAUUGAUGAAGUUGCUUUCCAAGAAGAGGUGGUGGCUGUGUUAAAAAAGUCUCUGGAAGGAGCUGAUCUCCCUAAUCUUCUGUUCUAUGGGCCACCCGGGACUGGAAAAACAUCCACAAUUUUGGCAGCAGCCAGAGAGCUGUAUGGGCCAGAUUUGUUUAGACAGCGUGUUCUGGAAUUAAAUGCAUCAGAUGAAAGAGGAAUUCAAGUAGUUCGUGAGAAAGUGAAAAACUUUUCUCAGCUGACAGUAGGCGGGACCCGUUCUGAUGGCAAAACAUGUCCCCCAUUUAAGAUUGUUAUUCUGGAUGAAGCAGAUUCUAUGACAUCAGCUGCACAGGCAGCAUUAAGGCGCACCAUGGAAAAAGAAUCCAAAACAACUCGAUUCUGCCUUAUUUGUAAUUAUGUCAGUAGAAUUAUUGAACCCUUAACAUCUCGAUGUUCUAAAUUUCGAUUUAAACCACUGGCUGAUGAGAUUCAAACCAAAAGAGUUCUGGAUAUCGCCAAAAAAGAAAACGUGUUAAUUACACCUGAGGCAGUAAGUCAUCUGGUUGAGGUUUCAGAAGGAGACUUGAGAAAAGCAAUCACAUUUCUACAAGCUGCCACCAGGCUUACUGCAGGAAGAGAGAUUACAGAACAAGUGGUAACAGAAAUAGCUGGGGUAAUUCCUAAGGAAACCCUAGAAACAGUCUUGGCAGCUUGCCAGAGUGGAUCCUUUGAGAAACUGGAAACUGUAGUGAAGAAUUUAAUAAAUAAUGGUCAUGCAGCAACACAACUUGUAAAUCAGCUUCAUGAUAUUAUACUUGAACGAGAAGAUUUGACUGACAGACAGAAGGCCAUCAUUACAGAGAAACUUGCAGAAGUGGACAAGUGUUUGACAGAUGGAGCAGAUGAAUACCUACAAAUGCUCAGUCUUUUUGCAGUUGUUAUGCAACAGAUGACUCAGAAUAGCUAAAUGUCACAAAUAUUGGAAACUUUUUGUAUAGUGUAUAAAUGCAAAUGUUUUGCUAAAAAAAAAUGUGUGAAAGCGUGUAAAGGUUUUUAUUUGUAUAAUGUCUAUGGGAAAACCUCUCAUAUACUGUUAUAUAAGGCUAGCUGUAUAAGUUCAUUUCUGCAUUGGUGCUCCGUUGCAUAGUCUGUUUCAGACAAACAGAGCUGGAUGAACCGUUGCACAACUGGUCCCAUUGACACCACUUGGUCCCAUUGACACCACCUGGUCCCAUUGACUUUGAAAAGGGUUUCUGCUUGGUGUCUACUUAACUCCUGCAAAAUAACAGAGGAAAAAACUGAGCUGCAGUAUUUUUUUCUUUGCUAAACCCAUUGUAGUGAUGGGACCUGAGCAAACAGAGACCCAACGCUGAUGUGAAGGAGCCCUUAGUCUAUAUAACAAAUCAUGUGCCUAAGAAUUAGAGCCCUUCAUGUCAACCUUCACGUAAGAUAUGCCUCAUGACUGUUUCUCUCCAAUGAAUGCUCUUAGCUGGACCUAUAAGUGGUUGUGUGUUUUACCCCCUGUAUCUAUCAAAUUAUUCCUGAAUUAGUUAUGUAAUCUUUAAUGCUGCAUGGUCUAUUAGCAGUUAGUCAUAGUGCUGCUUUGUUAUUGGUUAAAGCGUACCUAUCAUCUCAUCCAAAUAUUAAAAACUUAGAUGUACAUAAUCAGGGUGAGGUACUGAGUAACACAACAGUUUUAAUGUGUUUAGCCCUAUAUUUCUAAUAAAAACAGCUCACAUCAGUUGCAGCCUGUAUUGUCAUCUUCUCUCAGGCAGGGGGCAUGUCUCUCUUCUGCCCUCACUCAACUUGACUAAACUUCCUCCCUCACUGGGCAUCACUGAGUCUCAGAGCAUUCAGCCAAUCACUGCAGGUUGCUCUGUAACCCUUUCCUCUCUGGAUCGCCUUAUCCUCUCACAUGUUGCAUAUGGCUGGCUGGCAUUUUUUUGAGACACACACUCACAAUAUGAAAGAGAAGAGGAUAAUAUAACAAAAUAAAUAUAUAUGUCCUUUGCUCCUUUUACAUAUUGCACGACGCAGGGAUUUCUAGUUCGCUACACACAAUACAUAUAUAAACACACAUCUCCAUGUACAAAGAAAAAAAGUGCAUGCUUGCUCUCACCGUUCUCGUAGUAGGUAUCUUCACAGACCCUCCGUGCAGCAGGGAGACGUUAGUCUCUGAGCACCCACAUCUAACAGCCGUUUGCUUCUUCCAGCCUCAAUUGCGUCACUGCGCUAAUCUAUAUCAGGGGUGGAGCUGUCGUCAAGGUAAUGUGCAAAAGAAAAAAACUAAUCGUGUUAAAAAUAUAUAUAAAAAACCACUAUAUAAAAGGACUUUCAUGUAUUACUACACUAUGUAUUUUAGGGAAUGAAACCAUUACAAAAACGGCAUAAGGUCAGUCCUGUCAUUAAGUCCUGCGGGGCCCUGUGCUUCCACUAGUAGGAUCCAGCGAGCCUCUCAUUUGAGACUAUGCCAAUUGCCACUAGGGGGAAUUCCUACUCUCUCCAAACCACCAAAUUUCAUGGUAUCCGUGUUGCCUCCAUGUUCAUUCCGAAUGUGUCUGAGUCUUACUGUAGAUAUGCCAGUUUUAACUGAAUACAUAUGUUCCCUGAAUCUGGUUGCUAGUUGACGUUUCCUUUUUUUUUUUUUUCAAUAGAAUAUCUCUGGC
Molecule: messenger RNA, 2779 nt
Organism: Hyla sarda
Lineage: Eukaryota; Metazoa; Chordata; Amphibia; Anura; Hylidae
Gene: RFC4
Product: replication factor C subunit 4
Exons: 10
Coding region: 16-1080 (354 amino acids)
Biological process (GO): DNA repair; DNA-templated DNA replication
Cellular component (GO): DNA replication factor C complex; nucleus
Molecular function (GO): ATP binding; DNA binding; ATP hydrolysis activity
Source: RefSeq, a predicted model, not a curated record